Molecule: messenger RNA, 558 nt
Organism: Equus quagga
Lineage: Eukaryota; Metazoa; Chordata; Mammalia; Perissodactyla; Equidae
Product: IQ domain-containing protein F5-like
Exons: 2
Coding region: 1-558 (185 amino acids)
Molecular function (GO): calmodulin binding
Source: RefSeq, a predicted model, not a curated record
AUGGCUCUCUCCCCUCCUCCACUCUUCCUGCCAGAGCUGUGGCUGAAGGAGAACAGACCGGAGAGGGAUGUGACCAUCAAGCCCCUAACCAUGGGGCCCAAAAAAGUGAAGGUUGUGACGACGACGACGACGACGACGACGGAAAAUGAACGAGUUGUGUUCAUCCAGGCCUGGUGGCGGGGCACCCUGGUGCGUCGGACGCUGCUGCACCUGGCGCUUAGAGUACGGGUCAUUCAGUGCUGGUGGAAGCAGCAGCUGGCCAUACUGUUGGAGAGGAAGCGGCGGGUGGCCCUGGUGUUAUAUGCGCAGGAGGAAUGGGCAGUGGUCAAGCUGCAGUCCUGGGUCCGCAUGUGGCGCAUCCGCCUUCGUUUCUGCCGUUUGCUCCAUGCUGUCCACAUCAUCCAGGCCUAUUGGCGCUGGCAUAGUUGCCACACUCGUGGCUUGAUUCAGGGCCAUUACGACCUCAAAGAAAACCAACUGAAUCUUCAACUUGAAAUCACUUUGGGCUCACAGGCUUGUAAAGUGCAACAAUGCAUACCCUUUCCAAUAAAGGAAUGA